ACAUGCUCUCUGUUGCUGAUGCCGAAAAAUGUAUUAAUGCAUUCAUGACUUCAAGACUAGAUUAUUGUAAUGAAUUACUGGGAGGAUGUCCAGCAAGAUAAAAAAAUAAACUUCAAUUGGUACAAUCAAAAUGCAGCAGGCAGAGUGCUGACGAGAACCAAGAAAUAUGAUCAUAUUAGCCCCAUUUUAUCAUCGUUAAAUUGUCUAACAGUUAAAUUUCAUAUUCAUUUUAAAAUUCUGUUAACUACGAACAAAGCUUUUAUAGUCAAGCUCCGCAGUACUUAAGUGACCUUCUACCAUCCUAUAUUCUAUCACGUUCAUUACAAUCACAAAAUUCUGGCCUGUUAAUAGUUCCUAGAAUAUCAAAAUCCACAAAAGGAGGUAGAUCAUUUUCAUAUUUGUCUCCUAAACUAAACUAUGAAAUAGUCCCCCUAACACUGUUCGAGAUGCAGACACACUCACUCAGUUUAAGUCUAGACUAAAGACUCAUCUAUUUCGCCAGGCAUACACCUAAUUUAUCCUUCAACUCACAAUUAGACUGCUAGGCUGCAUGAUAACAGUGAUCAUGAUCUAUAACUCUGCAAUAAAUUGUAUGGCAUCUAUGCUAAUAUUAUUUUAUUUGUUUCCCUGUCUCAACCUCGGUACUCCUAUACUGAGUUCACCAGAACCGGCUGGAUCCAGCUCCAUUCCUGCUUCGUGUUGGACUGCACUUCUAUGUGUCGCUGUGUGAUAAUGACUGAUAACAGCCGGUGCCAGCCAAACAUCACUUCAGUCUAUUACAAUGGACUUCAGAGAAUGAACUGAUGCCAACUCCAACCAUAAGACAUGGGAUACUUCAUAUGCCAUUGCCUGAACCAUGGACUUAGGAUAGACCUCACCGAAAUUCCCUGCCAGGCCUGAUAAAGUACACCGAGUUGACAGAGUACCUGGUUCGUGCGGUGAGCAGUAUGCAGACAGAGCUGCAGGAGGCACGACAUGAGGUUGCGCGACUGCAAACCCGAUGCAGUGAGCUAGAGGGGAAACUGGGGCAGGCACAACAGAAUGUUGAAGAGUACAGCCAGAUGCAUGGAGAGCUUGAGCGACUGCGCAGUCAGCUGGCAGGUUUACACAGAGACUGGCUGAAACAGAAAGAUGAGAAGUAUGAUCUGUAUGUCAGAUACACCACAGCUGUGGAGGAAAAGUCUGUGUCCAGUGUACGCAACAGAGACCUACAACUGCAGGUUUACCAGCUACAAUGUGAGUUAAGGAAGGCUCAGAAAGAGACAGACUUCCAGAAGCACUGUUCCUUAAGGAAUAAUUCUCCUGGUGACUCACAGCAGCUCCAGGAAGAGGUCAACGCUCUACAUGCAAAGUUAAUUGUGCUUGAGAAAUUCUCACCGGCAUGCCAAGAUAUCCUGUCUCUUGAUCUGAAGGAGGCCAGAGACAGACGUUCAGAACUGGCUGAGGAGAUUAAUAGACUCAGAGAGGAGAAUGAACAACUCCAGCAAGAGAAAGAGGAGCUUCUGGAACAGAAGGACUGUUUGACCCUGGAUGUGGAGAAGUUGACUGUGGACUGUGAGAUGUACCAGCACAAGAGCGCACUCUUCCAGAGUCAGCUGGGAGAAGUCCAGGCUGAGAGAGACAGGGCAUAUUUGUCCCGUGAUGAGGCACAAGCCCACAUUGCACGAAGUCUCAUGGAGAAGGACACAAUGAGAGGCCAACUCAUGGAGCUUCAGGAGAAGGUGUUCACCAUGAACACCUAUAGCAGACAAAGAGAAGGAAGAGAAAAAUCCAGGGACAGGAUGUUCAGUUGGGAGAGCAGCAGAGACUUGUGCAGUGAGUCCCCCCCAUGCAGCCCCCGAGCCAGAGCUCAACAACAUGCCCAUCCCCCUGAGUGUUACCGCUUAAAUGACACCUCUGAGUUCAAUGAAGAAGGAAUCGGCAGUGUGCAUUCCAGUCAAGUGGAGCCUCCCUGUUCUGAAUCUCUCCGCAGACGAGAGUUUGAUUUCCCCUUCAGCAAUGACAGCCAUAAGGUGCUGACAGAUGACUCUUCCUGCGGGAAAGGCUGGCACAAUGAUUUUGCUUUCAAUCAUGGAGAUGAUGAUGAUGAUGAAGAACCAAAAUCAUCAGAAUCUCUUCCCUGCCAUUCUGACAGAAAAUCAUCCCCACCCUUCCUAAUGCGCUCCAGACAUCAGGCCCUGCGUAUCAGUGGUCGUGUGAUCAGCAUCUGUGUCCAUGGAGAAAAGCUUUUGAACCAGCUACAGGUAAUCGGGGGAAAUAAGACUGGUGUGUUUGUGUAUCAUGUGACUGAAGGAUCAUCAGCUCAUACCGCCGGCAUCAGCCCUGGAACUCAGAUACUCCAGCUGAAGUAUGAGCGGGAGCAGAGAGCUGUACAGAUGGUUCUGGAAGAUACCACAUUGGAGGAAGCUCUGUGGGCCCUGGGGCAAGUCCAGGGACUUUGCCACAUUACACUGAGACCCAGCCAGGAUGCCUACGAGAAUAUGGUGCAGCAGCUAAAGAGCGGUGAGGUAAUGUCGGGUGAUUCAUUUUAUGUCCGUGUGAACAUGGCUUUGGCGGGGGAUGUGUCUGGAAAUCUGGCAGUCAAGUGUAACGACAUACUACAUGUGACAAACACUCACUAUGGCAACGACGGCUCCUGGUGGGCCAGUCAAGUACACACCUGCCAACUGAUGGACCUGAAGAGUGGCACUUUACCUAACUACUACAGAGCACAGAGGCUGUUAAUCAGAGCUAUAGAGGUUUUGACCUACCCUUGCAGAACACACAGAAAGGUGGAGAGAGCAACAGCUCAUGAGAAACAGAGAGCAGUGAGGAUCGUCAGCACUGGUCAGCAGAACAGAAACCCAUUGUGGGUCAGUGUGGAGGAGGACAACAGUACAGCUCAAGAUAGUAAUGGCAGUGUGCCCAGAAGAUGUGUGACCCUGAUGCCCUAUACCCUGGUCACACCUCAUUAUCCACCCGUCUGCCGCCCAGUCCUCCUCCUUCCCACAAUCCUUGGCCAAAUCCUGCACAAACGAUUGGCAGAGCAGGAGGGUUAUCAGCUCUGUGAGUCAGAGUUGCUGAUAGCAAGUGAGCAUGCUGUUCGAAUGCAGAAAGGGGAGAUUCUUGAGGAGUGUGACUCGAAAACACACCGUUGCUAUACAACACAGGGGGUGGACAAGAUCAUGAAACGGGGCAUUCACUGUGUGUUACCACUGGGUUUGGACUGUGUGCGUCGCCUCCACCGUGCUGAAAUCUUCCCUAUCAUCAUCUUUAUCAUUUCAACGGAGAGGAGUGUCCGUAGACUCAGACAGAAACUACGGCAGAACUCAGUUACUGAGUCUCAGCUGCUGGAGUGUUCCAGCAAUGAGGAACCUCUUCUGGAUAAACUGCCCUGCCUUUACCGCAGCAUUCUACCAGAGAGCUGGCAUGACAGCACCACCCUAGUGGACAAUUUGAAAACUGCAGUGACAGAGGAGCAGAAUAAGAUUGUAUGGGUUGAGUCGGAUCUCUGGUGAGAGUUGGAGAAAAUAUGUUCAUGUAGUCUAAAUUCCCUCACCACAGGGACCAAUUAAGAGUGUUAGAGAUAAACUAACAGCACAUUCUGUCUAUUUAGAGCAAAAAAUGGAGGUCUAUUACAUAGCUGUUACAGAAGUGGAGUGCUGCCUUUUUGUAAACUGUUAACUAUGCUGCAAGAACCUAUAAGUUUGGUUACAGUUUACUGUAAGAUUCCAUUAGUUAACAUUACCUUACAAUUAUCAAUACUUUUACAGCAUUUAUUAAUUUUGUUUAAUUAUCUAUAAUUCCUCUGAACUAUAUGUUCCCUCUAUCUUGAAAGUUCUGUGUAUGAAUGAAAAACAUUUCAAUUGAAGAAAGCAAAUUACCAUAUCCCUUGAGUGACAUUUAAAUGCUAACAUGUUAGUUUGGCAAAACUGAUUAAUAUUUAACAUGUGUUUAUGAAACAACUUGAGGAAUUGUGUUCACCAUAAUGAGCUAGUCGAAAUAAUAAAUUACUUUUGAGACCAACAGAGCACAAAAUCCAGUUGAUCUAAUACUUAAUAGUACUCUUUAACCUAGUCUCGGAGAUUAAGAGGUAUUUGUUCAGUUCAAGAGAAAUACAAACAAGAUGUCAUUUCUGUACAGAAAUGCAAAGAAUGAGGAUACAGAGCACUGCCAGAAUAAUUUCCCUUCAAGCCUUGUAUCUAAUCUCAACCACUCUGCCAUAACAUUCUCCCAGACCAAACUGGUCACACAUUUUGAAAUGUUUUUACACUUGUUCAGUUGGCAUGUUAUUUUUGUGAAACAAAAAGUGAGCACUGAGAUCAGUGAUGUGAAAACAGACAGUUUAAAACUGAUAAGUAACUAUCGUAUAGUGAAGAUGAUACACAUUACAAUGUAAAUGUUUUUGUAUCUUCUAGUUCAAAUAAAAUCCUAU
Messenger RNA from Xyrauchen texanus (razorback sucker), 4414 nucleotides. RefSeq names its product caspase recruitment domain family, member 14 (gene card14). NCBI's taxonomy places the organism in Eukaryota, Metazoa, Chordata, Actinopteri, Cypriniformes, Catostomidae. The transcript has 20 exons. Gene Ontology annotation, biological process: regulation of apoptotic process. Gene Ontology annotation, molecular function: protein binding. The coding region runs from base 948 to 3497 and encodes 849 amino acids. The record is from RefSeq and is a predicted model, not a curated record.